Molecule: messenger RNA, 651 nt
Organism: Caenorhabditis elegans
Lineage: Eukaryota; Metazoa; Nematoda; Chromadorea; Rhabditida; Rhabditidae
Source: the annotation of a RefSeq genome assembly
AUGUCGUAUGUAAAGUGUGCUCCAGAAGAAAUCAUAGAAAGAUUCGAAAGUAUACAUCAAAAAUCAUCUCAAAUUGUCUAUCUUGCAGCAAUAAUUUCCACAUUUAUUACGACAUAUUUUGCUAUAAAAGUUAUCUUUACCCAAUCUUUUUUCGAAAUGUCCACAAAGAUUCUAUUAGUUCAAAACUUAUUUUACACGAAUUUAUAUCAAUUGUUCUACGGAUUUGAAGCAAUUGGAAUGUUGUACAGAAGCUUCUUUCUCACAAAUGAGCCUUGCCGUCUCUUAUCAGCAAGAAAAUCGAUAAAUUUCAGAGUCCGUUUCAAAGUUCGAGCUCGAUUCCAAAAGCAACAGCUGAUCGAGUCAACUGAAGCCAUUUGUUAUUUAACACUUUCCCAGUUUUUGGCAGUCUUUGUAAAUUCAUCGGGUCUUGUGAUAAUGUCCUUUAUCUGGGACAGUAUGUCUAUUCAAUUAUUCUACGCUUUGAUCGUUUGGCUCUAUGCGUUCCCUGUUGUUGCAUUGAUGUUCCCCGUACUUUUGAUUUAUCAAAUUCGAAAAAGUCGAUCGCGGAGAGCUCUGAAGAUUAAAGAAAUUAAGAAUGAGAAACAGACACAAGAUGAUCAUAUUAAGCAGAUGACUGACAUGUGGACUUAA